AUGCCAAGCAGGUGUACCUCUUUACCUGUGCAACACCUUGAAACGAGCCGCCAAGACAAACAGACCGAUCCAAUUUCUGCGGGCCACACGACGCAACGGUAAUCCCUCCGUAAUUACGCAACUCGAACUUGUCUUUUUUCGAUCGUCUGUUAAUCCGCUGCUGUUGAUGGAUCAGGUUACGCCAGGGAUGCUCCAUUGAGAAGUUAAUGUGUUCGAUAUCGGAUUGCAGGGAAUGGCAGACAUUUUGAGAAGAACGUAUGUUUAAUAUUGGGUUACAGAGUAUGUUGGUAAUAAGCUGUUUUAUGACUUCUUAAUCUUGCUUGAAAAAGCUUGAAAAAAGCUCGGGGUACGCCAGAAAAUUAAUCAUAUUCGGAUUACUUCUCAAGUCCGGAUUUUUCUAAGGGUCUUCAAAAACCCGAAAAAAAGGACAAGGUUAAUUCUGACCAUAUUUUUUGAGCUUGGUCUGAGCUUAUAGGAUCAAGAACCAUUACCAGAUCUGAAAAAAACUGCACCUAUUGGACUCAAAUCUCUUUCUAGAAUCAUUUAUUUUUUCUUUUUCUUCUCCGGCUGAGCUUUAAGCUUGACUAGCAGCUUGACAAGCACUUCUAGAUCCCCUUAUUCAUCCGUUCAAAAGAACAAGGAAGUAUAAAAAUCGCUGGCUAGGCCGGAAUGGCUUGUUUCUGAUUCCGAAAAAUCUUUCUUCUCUUUCCAUGCUUGCCUGGUUUUUUGUAGACUUUUUAGCUAAGCUCCUUAAGGUCAGAUAUUUACAGCCUUUCGAAAGAUCAGAGUAUUAUAAAAGCCAAUACUUUAUUUUCACUCCUGACCUCAAGCUCUUUUCGCCAGUAUUUUCAAGAGCUCAAACCCUUCGAAUUCCUCCAAAAGCUCAAGCUUUCCCGGCUUGGCUGAAGCUUAUACCGUUCUAUCAAGAACUCUGAGGGAACUUCCAGGUUUCAGAUCUUCUUCUACAUCCUGCUACUUUUCGAGCUAGACCAGCUUCUCCAACAAGCCCUUCUAGCACUCAGAUCUUCUUCAAAAGCCGUCCAAAAGAUCGGAAAAGUAUGAAAACCAUUUCUUUAUAAACUCCUGACUUUGAGCUUACUUUCGAGUGUAUUCAAGAUUUCAAUUCCUUUGAAGUAGUCUUGAAAGAGGUCGAGCUUUUCCGGCUUGGCUUGAGUUCGAACAGUUGUAUCAAGAGCUCUGAAACUGGAUCUUCUCGAUCUCACAAUGUCAGGCUGUUUUUUGAGCAUAUGGUUUUUUUUUUUGAAAAUAUGGUUUUUUGAGCUAGACCAGAUUCUCCAACAAGCCCUUCUAGAGCUCAGACUUUCUACAAGAGCCGUCCAAGCGCUCAAGUUUUUCCGGUUUGGCUGAAGCUUAUACCGUUCUAUCAAGAACUCUGAGGAAACUUACAGAUCUCUGGUCUUUUCUAUAACCUGCUACUUUUUGAGCUUGACCAGCUUCUCCAACAACGUCAUCCUAACUCGUUGGCGGCUAGAAUUGUCAAAAGAUCGACAAAAGUAUAAAAACGGCUGGCUCGGCCGGAGAAGCUUGUUCUCGCCGUCACAUCCGCCAACGAGUUAG
Messenger RNA from Caenorhabditis auriculariae, 1578 nucleotides. NCBI's taxonomy places the organism in Eukaryota, Metazoa, Nematoda, Chromadorea, Rhabditida, Rhabditidae. The record is from the annotation of a GenBank genome assembly.